CCGUUUGGGUUCUCUGUAAGACCCGCCUUGCUGCUAGCAACUAUUAGUUGAUGUUUAUAGCAACCGUCCUUGCCCUGGAAGCCUCCAUUUAGCGGAAGGGGGCAGGACGGACAUGUAGAAGAGGAGGUUGAAAGAGCGAGAUGCGCGGGGGCGCAGAUGCGCUAAGCUCAGCGUCCGCUCGGGUACCCCGCCUCCUUCCCAGCCGGCCGAGCGCUGUGAGCGCCUCCCACCUGCAGGGGGCGCGCUCAGCGCCGCGGCGCCAGGCCGCUCUGGCCGGCGCUCCGCGCGCCUCAGUGGCCGCCCCUCCUCCUCCUCUUCCCGCCGCCACCCGAGGUGCUCUGCUGCUGUCGCCGCCGUUCGCGUCGCAGGUCCUUUCUGACACAUACUGAAUAUUUUUGUGGAGCCUACUUAAGAAUUCCAAAAGAGUGCUGAGUGACCCCCAGAAGAGAAAUCAAUCUUCAGGCCUCAGCAUCUUCCACCAGCCCCAUCAGAGAGAUGUCCUACGUUUUUGUAAACGAUUCUUCUCAGACUAAUGUGCCCUUACUGCAAGCCUGUAUUGAUGGGGACUUUAACUAUUCCAAGCGUCUUUUGGAAAGUGGCUUUGACCCAAAUAUCCGCGAUAGCAGGGGGAGGACCGGCCUUCACCUGGCGGCGGCCCGAGGGAACGUAGACAUCUGCCAGCUAUUGCAUAAAUUUGGCGCUGACUUGCUGGCCACAGACUAUCAAGGAAACACGGCUCUUCACCUCUGCGGCCACGUGGACACCAUCCAGUUUUUAGUUUCCAAUGGACUCAAAAUUGAUAUUUGCAAUCAUCAAGGUGCUACCCCCUUAGUGCUGGCAAAGCGCAGGGGUGUGAAUAAAGAUGUCAUCCGAUUGCUGGAAUCUUUGGAAGAACAAGAAGUGAAAGGAUUUAACAGAGGAACCCACUCAAAACUGGAGACCAUGCAGACGGCUGAGAGUGAAAGCGCCAUGGAAAGCCAUUCUCUCCUCAAUCCCAACCUCCAGCAGGGUGAAGGAGUCCUCUCCAGCUUUCGGACCACGUGGCAGGAGUUCGUAGAGGAUCUGGGCUUCUGGAGGGUCUUGCUCUUGAUCUUUGUCAUUGCUCUGCUAUCUCUCAGCAUCGCCUACUACGUGAGCGGGGUGCUGCCCUUUGUGGAGAACCAGCCAGAAUUGGUGCAUUAACGGGGCUCACAGGAGACAGAACCCAUCUCCUGGCACCCAGUGUUGGUUCUCCAUCUCAACACUUGUCUCAGUGCAAGGCAGUGGGGCUGUACAUUUUUAUCUUUGCCUUGGUAACCCGUGUAAGACAGUGUGUUCAUCUGAACUUCACACUGUAGUUGAGUAUACUGUGUGCUGCCUUGCACUCAGCCUGAGCUCUCCGGGAAGCCUGUUCUCAGCCUCCAGGAUACAAACUCGGAAUUUCCUAAAGAAAGGGGUUUCUUGUCUGAUUUCUUUUAGUGGUUUCUUUUCUGUUUAGUUUUGUAAAAGCCCGUUUUCUCUAUUUUGUUCUCUGGGGAAGAGGAGAACAAAAUUAUUUGCUUGAAUUUUGAAGUACUUUAUUUGAAACCUGCUAGGCCAAAUUAGUAGUUAGAAUUUGACUUAAUUGCAACCUUUUCAAAUCUAGUUAUAAUUUGACAAAAUUGAACAUGAGCUGUACUUUCUCCAGAACUGAUUGCUUUGAUCUUAUGUUUAGGCUUAGGGUCAUUUUGAUUGUUAUAAACUGCUAGCAAAAUUACCUGAGAAGUAAGAUUGAGAAGUUCACUUCAUUCACUUUCAUUUGCCCCAUGUAUUUAUUUUAGAGGUUCUCUACUCACCAAAAAAUCCUUUCCCUACUGAACAGUUUUCAGGAAAAAAAUAAUUCUCAUACUAAAAUAACAAUUCUGUAGUGUUAUUUAUUACCGGUUUCAUAAGCUAGGUGUGUGGCCACAGUUGUGUCAUAGUUGUUUAAUGCAUCGUCUAUGUGGAGGGCCAUCUCACUUUGUGCAACAAUCCUACCAGAUCAGUAGUUCCCUGGCAGCUGGAAAGGAUGGAGCAUUUCCACAUGAACGGCCCUGAACAGUAUUAUCCUUGGUGUCAUAAACCUUUUAUGGAAGGUAACAUUAUGUAAGCUGAAGUCUGACCUCCAGACUAUACUGCCUCUCUCAGAAGUGUUUGAAGGCCUAUUGUUAAUGAUCCUGUAAUGUACAAGUCAUAUUUUAGGUUAUUAUGAAAGAAUAUUAAGGCUUAAUAAUUGUCCAUUGAAUGAAGUCAGAAAAUUGUAGUAAAAACUGAUGAUUGUAUAUUCUGAAACACAGGCAUGUAAAUGAAUACUAGUUGAAUUGUGGCUAGAUUUAGAAAUUACAGUUAGACUAGAAUCAAUACAUCUCUGGUCCUUUUGCUUCUUGAUAUUUCUUUUGUAUUUAUACAUGUUGUUGGGAGGCUUUUUUCUUUCAUGUGGCUUUACCCUUUUACAGAGCUCCUUUAAAUGUCGUGAUUACCUGGCUGCUUCAGGAUCAGCUUGCGGAGUCUUGCUUUUAGGUUAGGCGCAAACAAAAUGCUCUGUGUAACUAUAGCAAAAGAAAAAGUCAGAGUAGAAGCUUGGGAAUUAGCUUUAUGUUGUAAGUCUAAACAAAUAUGCAAGUUGAUUAAUGUAUUAAAUGUGUUUUUUUUUUAAAAAAUCAAUGUUCCCUUUUAAGUGCAGAUUUCUUUGUAUUCUGUUCUC
This is a messenger RNA of Octodon degus (degu), 2701 nucleotides long. It is a transcript of the gene Ankrd46, whose product is annotated as ankyrin repeat domain 46. Lineage: Eukaryota; Metazoa; Chordata; Mammalia; Rodentia; Octodontidae. Gene Ontology annotation, molecular function: protein binding. The transcript has 5 exons. Bases 496 to 1182 code for a protein of 228 amino acids. The record is from RefSeq and is a predicted model, not a curated record.